Messenger RNA from Enterobius vermicularis (human pinworm), 420 nucleotides. The record is from the annotation of a GenBank genome assembly. NCBI's taxonomy places the organism in Eukaryota, Metazoa, Nematoda, Chromadorea, Rhabditida, Oxyuridae.
AUGUUUACAGCGAAUUGCUCUACCAGGUCAGUGUCGACUGUUACUAAAUGUGCAUAUGACGAUUUUUCAAUACCUACAGAUUGUAGGAAUGCGCGGAUUGUUGCAGGCGGGCAUGCUCUUUACGUAAACCCCGGUUGGCUAGCUGAGCUGUCGCCGUUUUUUGCGAAAAAGUUUUUCGGUGAAGAGGCUUUAAGCGAGUUGGAGUUAAGUUCAGAAAUAACGUAUGAAGAGUUGCUGGAAUUUAUGCGCGUGAUAUUUUACUGUCCAACGAGGAAGCCAAUCACUGGUAAAAUGAGAUCUUCAGCUUUCCAAAUUAAAAAACUGCGCAGACAACUGCCCAAACUCUGCGAAGUUUUAUAUGGAGAAUUAAUGUAUAAAGUUAUCGUAUAUGCAGUAGAACUAGUUAUCAUUUUUAACUGA